Tetrahymena thermophila SB210 is the source of this 2256-nucleotide messenger RNA. RefSeq names its product AMP-binding enzyme family protein. NCBI's taxonomy places the organism in Eukaryota, Ciliophora, Oligohymenophorea, Hymenostomatida, Tetrahymenidae. The transcript has 3 exons. The record is from RefSeq and is a predicted model, not a curated record.
GGUUAUUUUUUUGUUAUAAAUUCGGAGGAAUUUGAAAAUUAAAAAUAAAAAAUUACUUUAAAAAAAAUAAAAAUUGAAAUGAAUAUAACAAACUUUGACAUAUUUUCAACUUCCUUUUAAUUUAAUUUAGGUAAAUAAAGAUUAAGAAAGAGAACUCUUGUUGGAGCCUUCUUGUCUGUCUCUGUCAUUUUGAUUGCUCUUUCAUACUUCUUAUACUUACUUUAUCAGUAUCUGAAUAAUUUAAUUGACCCUAAGUUUAGAGCAUAAAGCUUUAUCACAGAAAGUGAUAUAGAUAUGGACUUUCGAAAUGAUCUUGUUGGGUUCAACUUUUGGCCAAAAUAAUAUCUCAGCUUAGAUACUGUGUAAGCUUAGCAAAAUAAAACAUACUUGGUCUUUUAGGUAUAUUUAUAAAUUAUCAACAAUACUGAUUAUUCAGUGGUUAAAUUAGACACCUAUGAAUGCCCGGGAUAAUAAUUAAGUGGAUUUAAUUGUAUUGACUUUUCUAAGGUUUAAAACUACACUUUAUCUUUUCGUGCUCAAAGUAAUUAUCGCUGUAAUUUAGUUAUCCUUGGAUAUAAAUGCUAAGAUACAGAUGCUUGGAAGACAACUGUACCUGAUAACUGUGCAAGUCCUGAAGAAAUAGAAUCUCUUGUCACAUACCCUUAAGCUGAUUUUAAUCUAAAGUUAUUGUCAUCUCAGUACAAUACUUCAUCAAACUAGAUAUAAGUAAAUUAUAGAAAUAAUUAUAUUCGUUUAUCACCAACUAUGUUCAGCUUAAAAACAUAUAAGACAUAAAAAUAAAUCACUACAAUAAAAUAAGGAGCUGUUAUUUAGAAAGAAAGUUCUUUCUCUUCUCCUAUUUCAUAUACUUCAGACACUUAGACACAAGAUCUAAAAACUCUCUAAGCAUAAACAGGUUUAGGAGUAUUUAUGUAAGCAACGAUUGAAGUAGAUGAAAUUGUUUAGCAUUUUACAAUUGAAUACCCAACAAUACCUGAAAUUUUAGCUCUUUGUAAUAGUACGUUAGCAGUCUUGAUGUGUGUUGGUUUUAUUGGAAGAUACUUUUCAGAGUAGCUAAUUAGAGAGGAUUUUUUCAUUUUUUACUUACAGAAUAUGUAUUAACAAACAUAUUAAAAAAUUUUGAAGUUAAAUAAGUUAUUUUAAUGUAACAAGGAAGCCUAGAAAGGCGAAAAAAUAGAAAAUGUUUAAUUGCAACUGUAAUAAAAACCCAAUGAUAAUAAAGAAAACAUAGAGGAAUAAAUAUAGAAUGAUCAAUGCUAAGCUAACUUUGUUCCUUCAAUAAUAACAAAAUCUUCUAGAAAAUCUGUUUUCUCCUCAGAUUCUUAAAUAUUUUAGUUAAAUGUAAACUGUAAAUACACUGAUUGUGACUAAAAGGAUUAAAUUAUAGAAAACACAUAAUAAAACAUUAAAGAGUAGAAAAUCUAAACAAAUCAAAAUAAUAUUCUGCUUUAAGAAUAAAUGAUUGGCUCUUAAAAAUCUGAGGAUCUCUAAAAAUUAGAAAGAGAUUAGUCUCAAUAAAUUGAAACUAAAUUUUUAGAAACAGUAAUUAAUUCACCAAAAUCACUUAUUAAUAAUACAUAAAAUAGCGAUAUUUAUCCUAGACAGUUGAAUUUCGAUUAAAGAAAAAUGAUUACUUAAAAAAAAUCAUUUUAAUUUAAAGAAUAAAACAUUUCUCCAAAAGAAAUUUGUGAAUUAAAUGCUAAAAAAGAGAAAAAUGUAAAAAAUAAUUACAUAAACUUAAUUACUUAAUCAAUAAAAGCAGUUCAUAACUAUCCUAUAUCAUAGAAAAUAAGAAAAAUUAUAUUUGGAAUAAGGAUUUGGAAAAAAAAUGAAUACAUUUAGAAUUCUGGGUUAGAUCCUAAAGCUAGAAAAAUAAUUAUUUAACAGAUAGAAAAAGGACUAGAUAUUUUCUAGCUUUAUUCAGAUAUUCUUUUCUUAAAAAAAGCAGUAAUGAUCCUUCUAAGUAAAGAUUAAUAUGCUGCAAUAAAAAUGAUUGGAUUUUCUGAUUUUUUUGCUUAGUAAGAAGCAAAUUCAGAUAUCACAAAACAUCAAUCAAAUUAAACAUCUAAAAAAUAUUCAACUAGUCACUUUGAAAAAUUGUUUUCAAUAUCAUAGUCUGAAGAGUUGCAAAUAAAAUAUUUGCAUGAAUUUAUAGAUAGAUAUCAUUAAAGCUCAGAUUUAAGUUAGGUAGAUCAGAGAAUAUUUUCUUCGUUAAAAUUAGCUGAAAUAAAUUGA